Messenger RNA from Xyrauchen texanus (razorback sucker), 4683 nucleotides. RefSeq names its product myomesin-2-like. Gene Ontology annotation, molecular function: protein binding. Lineage: Eukaryota; Metazoa; Chordata; Actinopteri; Cypriniformes; Catostomidae. The transcript is spliced from 34 exons. The record is from RefSeq and is a predicted model, not a curated record. The coding region runs from base 138 to 4241 and encodes 1367 amino acids.
GGCUGAGUGAAGGCAUUCCCUAAGUGAGCGCAUUAUUUUUGUUCCAUCAGCAAGAGCUUUCCAACUGCUCUCAGGCUGCUCUUCCUACACUCAAAGCUCUUCUUUUCUCUUGGGGUCUUUUUCAGAGUGUUCCCGACAUGCCUGCGAGGGUCAUAACACGUUAUUCGCAGGAGCAAAUGCAUCAUCAAAGCUCAAAACAUGUUGUUCAGCAUUCAAGGAAAUCAAGCUCUCAGACUGUGAAGAAGGAGCAGGUCCAGGCCACCGAGGCUAUGGCAGAACCAGCCUACACAGUGCCGACUUUCAGGGAAAGGGCUCCUGAGGGCAUACAGGAGUAUCAAAGAAUGGCAGCUCACUUUGGAAGAGGCUUGGUUCAGCUGCAGCAGGAGCUGCACAGGAUGAAAGAGGCCACACGUGAGCAAGUUGAAAAUAUCGAGAUUUCUAGACAGGUGAAGGGAAUUUCAGCUAGGAAGGAGAUUCCUGCUGAGGUUUCCAAACCAUCAGACUUCCUGGUCAGUCUGAGAUCUCAUACUGUAUGGGAAAAGACCCCAGUCAAACUAUUCUGCACUGUGUCCGGCCACCCCAACCCCAUCGUCAAAUGGUAUAAGAAUGAUGUUGCCAUUGACCCCUUGAGUGCUCCUGGAAAGUUCAAAAUUGAGAGCAAGUAUGGGGUUCACAGCCUGAUAAUUAGCAGGUGUGCAGUUAGUGAUUCAGGAGUGUACAGUGCCGUGGCAACCAAUCCACAGGGAAAGGCUACCUCUAAGGCCACUGUCUGUGUCAGGAGGCCACUAGGGGGAGGAGAGCGCUCUCAUCUGCCAGGACAAGUUCCUCUGCUCAGUGGCAUUCACUCUAGUAAGCUUGAAGUGACCCUGCUGGACAAUUUUGGAGUGACAUUUGGUACCGAGGGGGAGUCUGUUCGUCUGGUUUCCUCCAUGGUAGUGGUGCCUGAUCUGCCAAACCUGCCACCAGAAGCCAUGUGGUACAGAGAUGAUACUUUGCUGAAACCAUCCAGGUGGGUUGAGAUGUCUAUUGGUGGUGGACUUGCCAAGCUCACUCUUCCUCAGCUGAACAAGGAUGAUGAGGGUCUGUAUACCCUUCGCAUUUGGACCAAGGAUGGAACCGCAGAACACAGUGCUUACCUGUUUGUUAAAGAUGCCACUCCUACAGUGGCCGGGGCCCCUGGAGCCCCCAUGGAUGUUACAGUCUCUGAUGCAAGUGCUGAUUAUGUACUGGUCUCCUGGAAACCUCCCAACACCACCAACGAGGCUCCUACCACUGGAUACUUUGUGGAUAGACGUAAGUCUGGAACUAAGGACUGGGUCCAGUGCAAUGAUGCCCCUGUUAAAUUGUGCAAGCUGCCCGUUCAUGGCCUGACUGAGGGUGCCUCCUACCACUUCAGGGUGAAGGCUGUGAACAAAGAUGGCAUCAGUCUGCCCUCUAGGAUGUCCACAGGAGUGACCACUGCAGCCACGGAGAGUGAUGUGGAAGGUGUCCCAUCUGCUCCGGGACAGGUGGUUGCUUCCAGAAACACCAAAACCUCUGCUUUUGUGCAGUGGGAGCCCCCAAAACACCCCAACAACCUCUUCGGUUACUAUGUGGAUGCCAAUGUGGUCGGCUCCAAGGUCUGGUUCCCUUGUAACCACAGGCCUUACAAACACACCAGGUUUGUGGCCCAUGGUUUGGUUCAAGGUGAUACCUAUGUGUUCCGUGUACAAGCCGUGAAUAUUUAUGGAUUGAGUGAAGAGUCACAGGAAUCUGCUCCACUGUUCAUUGACGCUGCUCUCGCUGCUCCCUCUGCCCCAUAUGGCAUCACUCUGCUAAACUGCAAUGGCUCCUCCAUGACCCUGGCCUGGAAACGCCCCAAGCACACAGGCGGCAACAAGAUCACAUCUUACUACCUGGACAAGCGUGAGGCAGGAUCACUUAACUGGAGGGAAGUCAGCCCCAGCCCAGCCAUCCACAGGAUCUUCACGGUGGAGAAUCUGACUGGUGGAGUUUUUUACGAGUUCAAGGUACAGGCUGCAAACUUGGCUGGUGUUGGAGUGCCAUCUGAGCCCAGCAAAGCUUUUGCCUGCGAGGCCUGGACUAUGUCAGAGCCUGGCCCUGCGUAUGACCUCAGUUUCUGGGAGGUGCGUGAUAAUUCCCUUCUGCUGCAGUGGAGGGCCCCUGUGUACACUGGAGAGGGCCCCAUCACUGGCUACUUUGUGGACAUGGCUAAGAAGGGCUCAUCUGACUUCGUCACUGUGAAUGCUGAGCCAGUUGGGCAUUGUUACCUGAAGGUGACUGGACUAGAAGCUGGAGCUUCAUAUGUGUUUAAAGUGCGGGCUGUGAAUGCUAACGGUGCUGGAAGAUCCUCAGAUGUGUCAGAUCCCGUGUGUGCAAAGGCACUGCCAGGUACGAAGGAAAUUGUGUGCGGUGUGGAUGAAGAGACUGGAGACAUUUUCUUGAAUUUUGAAGCUUGUGAGACUUCUGAGACUUCCAACUUCAUUUGGUCAAAGUCCUACAAAGAUAUCACUGAAUCAAACAGAGUCUCCAUCACAUCCUCUGGAAGACACUCAAAGAUGACAUUUAAAAUAAACCCUGAGAAAGAAGAUCUGGGCACCUACUCUGUGUCAGUGACUGAUACAAACGGAGUUUCAGCCAGCUACACUGUCAAUGAGGAAGAACUAAAGAAAAUACUUGAGCUGAGCUACAACAUCAGACAUCCCAUUGUUCCGCUGAAGACAGAGCUGAACUAUGAAAUUCUGGAGAAAGGUCAUGUGCGUUUCUGGGUACAGGCUCUGAAGCUGUCCUCCUCUGUGAACUACAGGUUCAUCGUCAAUGAUAAAGCCAUCUCAAGUGCUGAGGGUUGCAAAAUCAGCCAUGAUGUUAACACUGGAAUUAUCCAGAUGACUAUUGAGCACUUCACCAAGGCCAAUGAAGGCACUUACACCCUUCAGAUCCAUGAUGGCAAGGCCAAGAGCCAGAGCUCACUGGUUCUGGUUGGAGAUGUGUUCAAAACUGCUCUGAAGGAGGCUGAGUUCCAGAGAAAAGAGCACAUCAGAAAACAAGGCCCUCACUUCUCAGAGUGCCUGUCUUUCCAUGUGACGGAUGACUGCACAGUCAUGCUUAUUUGCAAGCUGGCCAAUGUGAAGAAAGAGACAACGUUCACCUGGCUUAAAGAUGAUGAAGAAAUAACUGUUGACGUUCCACCCAACCCAAUGUCUGGAUCUUGUGCCCUUCCAAUACCCAUGUUCUCAAGGAAAGAUCAAGGAAUUUACAAAGCUACACUAGGCGAUGAUCGUGGAAAGGACACCUCUAUCUAUGACAUUUCUGGCAUAGUGUUUGAUGACAUCAUCAACGCCAUUGCGAGUAUUGCUGGUUCUUCUUCCUCCGAAUUGGUUCUUCAGUGCACACCAGAGGGCAUCAGACUGCAAUGCUACAUGAAGUACUACACAGAGGAGAUGAAAGCCAGCUGGUUUCAUAAGGAGAGUAAGAUUUCCUCCUCAGAGAGGAUGAGAAUUGGAGGAACAUCUGAGAUGGCCUGGAUGCAGAUCUGUGAACCCACAGAUAAGGAAAAGGGUCAUUACACCAUUGAGAUCCAUGAUGGAAAAACGGCACACUCUCGCACCUUUGACCUUUCUGGUCAAGCAUACAGUGAUGCCUAUGCAGAAUUCCAAAGACUCAAGGCUGCUGCCUUUGCCGAGAAGAACCGUGGUAGAGUGGUAGGUGGCCUGCCAGAUGUUGUCACCAUAAUGGAGAAGAAGACCCUCAGUCUAACUUGUACAGUGUGGGGUGACCCCAGCCCAGAGGUCACCUGGUUUAAGAAUGAGCAGGAGGUUUUGUCUGUCGACCGCUACAAGAUCACCUUUGAGGGUGGCAAGUUCGCUAGCCUCACUAUCAACACUGUGACCAUGGAAGAUUCUGGAAAAUACAGCAUUAAUGUACGGAACAAGUAUGGAGGAGAAUUCAUAGAGAUCACAGUCAGCGUCUACAAAUAUGGCGAGGAUAUCCCAGAGCCUAAACUGGGACAGAUGUCCAAGCCCACUGCUACACCCAAGCCAGCUGCAUCCGCUCCACAGUCUGUGAAGACCCCUACUCCUCAGACUCCUACACCCUCCAUUAAGUCCCCGACUCCUACUCCACCUCCCUCUGUGACGUCUCCUACUCCGACUCCAGCUCCCAAAUCCCCCACCCCACCCAGAUCCAUUCGAUCUCCCACCCCACCAAGAUCCAUGAGAUCUCCCACCCCUACUAAGAAGUAAACUUUUGCUUAUAGAACCUACAGAUAAGUGAAGUAUUGAUAGAGUUGAUGUAUAGUGUUUAAAAAAUAAAACAACAAAGGAUAAUAUCUGUUUUAGUUUGCUACUUUUUGCUGCAGUGGUUUAUAGAUCUGUAUCACUGGUACAAUUGAGAGAUUAAACUUACUUGUAAUGAAGUAUUUCAGAGAAGAGUUUUGUAAGGGAAGAUCGAUCAGCUUUAGACUCUAGUCUUUUCCUCCAUUGUACCAGUUCAUCUCGGAAAUAGAGAAAAAAAAAGUUUACGUUUUAUGUGUUGAUUUCUUAGCAAAAAGUAAUAAAGUUUAAAUGAAGAAUUGUUGUUGGGCCUGUCAGAACAAUCACAAAGGCCACCGUAGUCCUUCCUGUCUUUGUUCUGCUCCCUCCAACCUCUUUUUGUUGCCAAUAAAAAUCAGCAGUCUUCUCUCUG